This is a messenger RNA of Hyalella azteca, 1442 nucleotides long. RefSeq lists its product as uncharacterized. The transcript has 5 exons. Lineage: Eukaryota; Metazoa; Arthropoda; Malacostraca; Amphipoda; Hyalellidae. The coding region runs from base 360 to 1295 and encodes 311 amino acids. The record is from RefSeq and is a predicted model, not a curated record.
AUCAUAUAAAUUAGACUCUAUGAGUUAUUAUUUAGAUUAAUUAUUCAGUAGAGCUUAAUUUAACCCGUAAUUUCGGGCUAAGUUCUCUAGUCGUUUAAACUCUGCAACAGGUCAUUUUUCUCAGAAUGCAAACCACAGCUCAUUGUUGUCGACUCAAACUUGAAUCUAAAUUAGAGUCUUACAAUUGUGAUGGUAGUUUGAAACUAUAUCUAUUAUGAACGGCUACUGACCAUAUACAAGAGGACUGGAGCACCAGCACACUUAGGACUGAGUUAAUUACUUGAAAAAAAACUAGAUUUGUAUUAUUUUUAUGAUUUAAUUUCAGGGAAGGAACAGACCUUGAAGUCCCUCCACCCGAAAUGCGGUUGCAGGUGCUGUUACUGGCACUCACGUGCCGCCAGGCCAUAGCCAAAAUAUUCGACAAAUGUGAACUGGCGCAUCUGCUUGAGACCAAGCAUGGCAUGACGCGAGUCGAUGUCCAGGACUGGGUGUGCAUCGCUGAACACGAGUCCACCUUCAACACGGAGGCUGUGAACAAGUUCAACUGGGAUGGUUCCCGCGACUACGGUUUGUUCCAACUCAGCGACAAGUUCUGGUGUGACGACCACACCGGCAAGAAUGUCUGCAAGACGCCGUGUUCUGCAUUUCUGGAUGAUGACUUGACAGACGACCUAGCGUGCGUGCGGCGCAUUAUCAAGGACACUGAAGCAUGGAAGGGCAAGGGAACUGGUCUGACAGCCUGGGUCGCCUAUGUGAACCGCUGUCAAGGCCAGGAUCUGAAGACGAACGUUGCUGAAUGUUAUGACGGAACUUACCCUGUCCCUACAGAGAUCCGUCCUGACGAUAACAUUAUUCCUCGACUACCUGAAGAACAUCCUUCAACAUCCACUUCACCAUCAGUGCCUUCCUCUUCACCAUCAGUGCCUUCCUCUUCACCAUCAGUGCCUUCCACUCCACCCUCAGUGCCUUCCUCUUCACCCUCAGUACCUUCCUCUUCAGUUCCUCCUAAUACUCCUGUAGAGAACAACGAGAUCGUCAACUCAGCUCGUGUGCCAUAUCCUUCACAUCACGAGCUUGUGGUGCCAGAACACGUGUCUCGCAGCGGUGCCGUGGCAGUGCACGUAGGCUCAGAUAAGACUGCCUUAUUUUCUGCGCUGCUGAGAUCGGGUGGCGAGAGACCAGCAGUUGGCAAAUCUCUUGAGCUCAGCCAACCUGCCUCGUUUCUUGUUCCCCAACAAUAUUCUGGCCAUGUGUUCUACAGGACUUUUUCUCCUAUGUAUUAUGUUAUAAUUUAAUACCCUGUUGUACGUUAUAGCCUUUUUAUUAUUUUUUCUUUCUUCUUUUUGUUCAGCUUUUUUAAACUUUACCCUUGUUCCAUCAAUAAGUUAAAUGCCUUCAAAAUUCUGCUGUAUUAGACGUCAGCAAAAUAUAUUCAUAGUAUC